This is a messenger RNA of Ustilaginoidea virens, 2790 nucleotides long. RefSeq lists its product as uncharacterized. Bases 1 to 2790 code for a protein of 929 amino acids. NCBI's taxonomy places the organism in Eukaryota, Fungi, Ascomycota, Sordariomycetes, Hypocreales, Clavicipitaceae. The transcript is spliced from 2 exons. The record is from RefSeq and is a predicted model, not a curated record. Gene Ontology annotation, molecular function: peroxidase activity; heme binding. Gene Ontology annotation, biological process: response to oxidative stress.
AUGAGACUCUCACCCGUUUUGCUUGGCCUGCUUGGCCUGGCUGGAUCCGCUGCGGCGGACCGAACGUGGCCUUCCAACGUUGACGAACUCGAGGAGAUCAUGUUCCAGAUCAAAUCGUUUCGAUCCCGCAAAUUUGCCGACACUGUGCAUCCCUGCUCCAGCGAAACUUCAGGUCCGGGUCGACAUGCUGCCGCCGAGUGGCUCCGAUCCGCAUUCCAUGACAUGUCAACCGCCAACACCUAUUUCAAAAUCGGUGGUCUCGAUGCUUCCCUGCAGUACGAACUGGACAACGGCGAGAACACGGGCCCCGGGCACAGGACGACACUGACGUUCAUGGGACCCUACGUGACAAGUCGCUCCAGCCUGGCCGAUUUGCUGGCUCUAGGAGUCUACAUGUCUGUUCGGUCCUGCGGCGGCCCUGGCGGUCCCAUCGUCCCUUUCCGUGCCGGUAGGAAGGACGCUCAUGGACCCGGCCCCAUGGGCGUGCCUCAGCCCCAGAAUUCGCCCCAGACGCUCCUGCAACAGUUUGACCGCAUGGGUUUCAACGCCGAGGAGAUGAUCAGGGUUACGGCUUGUGGCCACACCAUCGGAGGUGUCCAUGCUCCCGAGUUCCCCGAGCUGAUGCCCCCCCGGGGCGUUGUGAAUGGCAACGCGCCGCUGGAUUCCACAGACACCUUCUUUGACAACAAGGUUGUGACCGAGUACCUUUCUGGAACCACGCGCAACCCCCUCGUCGUCGGCAACUCGGUCAGGAUCCACAAGAACUCCGACUUCAAGGUGUACAACAUUGACGGCAACAAGACCAUGUCGACCCUGGCCGACCCCGACACCUUCAAGAAUUCGUGCCAGGGCGUCUUGGAGAAGAUGAUCAACGUGGUGCCUCCCGGAGUCUAUCUGACUGACCCCAUCGCUCCCUACACCGUCAAGCCUGUGGAUCUUCAGCUCACGCUCACGAAUGGCGGAAAGAGCCUCCAGUUCACGGGCUAUAUUCGCGUCAGGACCACCGGUCUCGGCGCCGAUGCAAUCAAGUCUGUUGCCAUCACCUACAAAAACCGGAAGGGGUCGGCCGACUGCGGAUCCAGCUCGUGCACCUUCACGAGCACCGUCCAAGGGGUAGGCAAGGGGUUUGACGAUACCUUCAGCUUCUACCCAAUCGAGGCAGUCAUCCCCGCCUCCCAAGGUAUUUCCUCCUUCACCGUGACCGUCAACAAGGCCGACGGCACAAGCAAGCUGCACGACAACAAUGGAAAGGGCUACCCUCUUCAAGACGACGUCUUGUUCCAGGCGCCUCAAAGCUGCAUCUCAGGCAAGUCUGGCGUCCUCACCGUUGUAGCUGCCGUCCGCAACGAUGUGGCUGGCAACGGCGCCAAGGCCAGCAUCUGGUACAAGGUACCCCAGCCCAACAGUCCUGUUCCUCACUUGGAGAACACCGUCGUGCCCCUCAGAAAGGACACCUGUGCCGGCAAGUACACCUUGUUCUCCGCCGACUUCCACGUCCCCGGUGGCUCGCCCUACCAAUCUCGAGUCGACGUCAUUGCCGGGGACAAGGCCGACACUUUCAAGCCAGUCACCCACAUUGGCGGGACCUGCGCCGCCUUCGCAGGCGCCAGGGCCUGCGGAGGUUGGAAGCCGCAGGAGCCGCGUGACAAUCCCACAACCGCUUCGAGCUCCGGAUCCGUGCCUUCCCCCGCGGCCAACGGCACCGUCGCCACCACGUCCGCGGACCAGCCUUCGAGCACGCAAGCUGGAGCCCCCACGCACCGCGCGACCGUCGGCGGGUACAAGUAUGUUUCUUGCUGGAGCGAAGGCGUCGGUGCUCGGGCUCUAAGUGGAGGAGUUGGAUUUGCCAACGACACCAUGACUCUGGAGAAGUGCGCCGCCUACUGCAGCGCUUAUACUUACUGGGGUACCGAGUACGGUCGCGAAUGCUAUUGCGGAAACUCGAUUGACAAGUCCAGCGCAGAAGCCUCUGUCGGUGAGUGCAACAUGGUUUGCGGAGGCGAUGCGGGCGAGUACUGCGGCGGCAGCAACCGGCUUGCAUUAUACUCAACCACCAGCGCUCCCGCCUCAGCCACCCCUACGGCCACGUUGAGCCACAAGGCCAACGUGUCGCCAUAUACGCUGGUGGGUUGCUGGGCCGAGGGCAACGACGCCCGAGCGCUCAAGCAAAACUUUACAACGAGCGACAAGAUGACGCUGGAGGCCUGCGCGACGUUCUGCAAGUCGUACAAGUACUUUGGCACCGAGUACGGGAGCGAGUGCUACUGCGGCAGCUACCUGACGGGCGGCAGCAAGUCGGCGCCCUCGGAGGAGUGCAACAUGGCAUGCUCCGGCGACCCGUACCAGUACUGCGGCAGCGCCAGCCGUCUGGAGCUGUACCGGAACCCGAACGUGACGACUGGCAAUCCCGAGCAAGCGGCUGCCGUCGGGGACUACGCCCUGGUAGGGUGCCAGACGGAGGGCAACGGAACGCGCGCCUUGGGGGCAUCGAGCCUGGCGCAGGACGACAUGACCAACGAGGUGUGCGCCAACUGGUGCAAGGACUACGACUACUUUGGCACCGAGUACGGACGAGAGUGCUACUGCGGAAACAAGCUGGAUGCCUCGUCCGCCGCGGCUCCGGCUGCGGAAUGCGGGAUGCUCUGCGCGGGCAGCGAAGCCGCGUACUGCGGCGCCAGCAACAGACUGUCGGUUUACAAGAAGAAGAAGCAGCAGCAAACGGCCGCAUCUCGACGCGGCUCUGGCGGCGGGGAGGCGCCACAGGGCAGAGAGCAAAGGAAAAGAUGGUGA